AUGCGUCGACCCACCGCCCAAGGGAACGUGAGCAUGCUUGUUUUGCCGCAGCAUGCUGGAAGAGACUUGUGUCCUGUCAACAUGUCUGAUCGGAUGUUUGAUGACAACCCAGCACCUCGCAUAUGGCAGGUCUUCCCUGAGGGUACUCCGGACAUUGCUCCCUCGACAGCCACCGGCGCCAUCGGAAUGUGGUCAGCACAUUCUGCCGUCUUCGACCUUCGGCUGGGAUCGGGCAAGCAGGUGCAGGCAGAGGAGGUUAUGAGCGUACCCGGGGCGAUGCUGCUGCACGAUGUGCGAGAGUGUCGUUGGGAGGAGAAGGAGAUGACGGAGGGAAAGGUGUUGAGCAGGGAGGAGUGCGCAAAGGCGAUCAUCCUGUCAGAGGCCAUGGGCUACCAGGAGCAUGACCUGCUCAAGGUCUUUCGCUCUUGUGCCUAG
Guillardia theta CCMP2712 is the source of this 435-nucleotide messenger RNA. RefSeq lists its product as hypothetical. The transcript is spliced from 3 exons. Lineage: Eukaryota; Cryptophyceae; Pyrenomonadales; Geminigeraceae. Bases 1 to 435 code for a protein of 144 amino acids. The record is from RefSeq and is a predicted model, not a curated record.